GGACGGUCGGCAAAGCCCAGACCCAAGGGGCGCGUGCGCACUAAGGCAACCGGAAAGGCUCCGGGGACGGCCGCGGCACUUAGGGAGCGUAUGCAAAGACCAAGAAAGGAAGCCAGGGGUCGUCAGACAAGACCCCCGCUGGUCUCAGCUAUCCAAUCAGAGGGCCGAGGGGGAGGGACUGCUUGGAGCGUCGAGUGACGUCAGCAGGCCUGGCCGCCAGAAGCGUGACGGACGAGGCUCGCGACUGAGGAGCUGUUAGCCGGCGCCGCAGCGAUAGUCGCUGUAAACAGGGCCUCGCCCCUGCGGGUCCUGCGACAGCUCCUGGCUGGUGGGUGGUCUCGCGUGGGGCGGUAACCGCCAGACGCCGGGGGGAGGUGCUUCUCCAUUUUCCCUCCCCCUGUUGUACACACCCCCGGCGCACCACGUGGGCGUGAAGCUAAACUGGAGGGGGUGUUAGGCUGACUUCUAACCUCAUUGGCUGUUGAUGCUGCCGGCCCGUGCAAGAAAUUGCUCUGAUUGGUCAGUAGAGGGAGGCGUGGGGGGGGUCUGAGUUCUAACGCCUCUGGUUGGUUGUGUGAGAUAAGCUAGUGAAAUGCGUUCUUCCGCAAGGGGUUUUGAUUGGUCAGUCGGAGAGGUUAUCUGGGAUUCAGCCAUCCCGGGCCGGGGACUUUGAUAGGUGAGUUUGGUUAGGAAAAUGGGAAAUUCCUCUUCGUGGACUCUGAUUAGUACGGUAGGGUUGCACCCUAGGUUUCAUAUGGCUUUCUUUGCUUCACAGGAUUGAGAAAGGUUUAUGUUCCCGAUACCCUGGGAGCUGUCAUAGCUAAAGAGAAGGAAAUCUCAGUCUCCUGGAGGGGUCACCCCUCUAAAGAUAGCUUCUGCCCCGUUUCUGGAAACCCUGGUAUUUCUACAGCAGGCUUUGCUUUCACCAAACCCAAGUUGGAGACAGGAGCAGCCCCUGCGCAAGACAUAAGGAUGCUGUAACCAGAAGAUGGGAUCACGGAACAGCAGCAGCGCCGGAUCCGGGUCCUUAGAACCCUCUGAGGGCUUGUCCCGAAGAGGGACUGGCCUGCGUCGUAGUGAGGAAGAGGAAGAAGAGGAUGAAGAUGUGGAUCUGGCCCAGAGGCCAAGUGAGACUGGUGCAAGGAAGAGGUGCAGCAAAUUUACAGCUCAUCCAGGCCCUCUCGGACUCAGAGGAAGAGCAUGACAGUGCCUGGGAUGGUCGCCUUGGAGAUCGAUAUAACCCACCCGUGGAUGCGACCCCCGACACCCGGGAGCUGGAAUACAAUGAGAUCAAGACACAGGUGGGAUUGGCCACGGGGCGGCUGGGACUUCGGAGGACUGCGCUGCAGCAGAGUUUUCCGCAGAUGUUACACCAGAGAGAACGGGGCCUCUGCCACCGGGGAAGCUUCUCCCUUGGAGAACAGUCUCGAGUGAUGUCUCACUUCUUGCCCAAUGAUCUAAGCUUCACUGAUACCUACUCUCAGAAGGCUUUCUGCGGCAUCUACAGCAAAGAUGGUCAAAUCUUCAUGUCUGCUUGCCAAGAUCAGACGAUCCGACUGUACGACUGUCGCUAUGGCCGAUUCCACAAAUUCAAAAGCAUCAAGGCUCGGGAUGUAGGCUGGAGUGUCCUGGACGUGGCCUUCACCCCUGAUGGAAACCACUUCCUGUACUCCAGCUGGUCUGACUACAAGACUUCUCCAGGAGUGCCUCCUGCACAGGAGCUCCCACCUAGAUGAACAAGUCCACCGCUUGCCAAUCUCUCUGUGUGGCUUCCUGAGAGCACUGCCCAUCCUGCCAGAUGAGCGUCGCUUUGCUGUCUUCUCCAUCGCAGUCUCCUCAGAUGGACGAGAAGUACUAGGAGGAGCCAAUGAUGGCUGCCUAUAUGUCUUUGACCGAGAACAAAACCGGCGUACUCUUCAGAUCGAGUCUCAUGAGGACGAUGUGAAUGCAGUGGCCUUUGCUGACAUAAGCUCCCAAAUCCUGUUCUCUGGGGGAGACGAUGCCAUCUGCAAAGUGUGGGAUCGACGAACCAUGAGGGAGGAUGAUCCCAAGCCUGUGGGUGCACUGGCCGGGCACCAGGAUGGCAUCACCUUUAUUGACAGUAAGGGUGAUGCCCGGUACCUCAUCUCCAACUCCAAAGAUCAGACCAUUAAGCUUUGGGAUAUCAGGCGCUUUUCCAGCCGAGAAGGCAUGGAAGCAUCACGACUGGCUGCCACACAGCAAAACUGGGACUAUCGCUGGCAGCAGGUGCCCAAGAUCGCCUGGAAGAAGUUGAAGCUCCCAGGUGACAGCUCCUUGAUGACCUACAGAGGCCAUGGAGUGCUUCACACUCUGAUCCGAUGCCGAUUCUCCCCAGCCCACAGCACCGGCCAGCAGUUCAUCUACAGUGGCUGCUCUACUGGCAAAGUGGUUGUAUAUGACCUCUUGAGCGGCCACAUUGUUAAGAAGCUGACCAAUCACAAGGCCUGUGUGCGUGAUGUCAGUUGGCAUCCCUUUGAAGAAAAGAUUGUCAGCAGUUCGUGGGAUGGGAACCUACGUCUGUGGCAGUACCGCCAAGCUGAGUACUUCCAGGAUGACAUGCCAGAGUCUGACAUGAACAGAGUCUGUUCCAGUGGCCCUACUCCAGUGCCCUGCCCAUCUGUGGCCUUUUCCUCACCUCAGUAGAUCUGACCUCCAGUUCUGUGUAGGGUGAAUUCUCAGCAUAUUCUCUGCCUCCUCCUCCCUUUCCCCUUCUGGGGAGUACGUGGAGGAACUGCUCACACUGGGUGAGAAACAGAAACCCAGGGUCUGGGCCCAGGCUGAGCCUGGACUGACCACCCCCAAACUGGGCCAAGUGGUUUCCUCGUGCAUUCAUACCCAGUCUGCUUGGAUUUCGAUCUCUAGCCAGAGUGUGGCAGGGCAUCCAUUAUCUGGGGUGCCGCUUCUGGCUACAAGAGUCUUGAGUGUGUUUAAUCAUGUUCUGAUGUUAGAUAUUGGCUCAUAGUGUAGACACUUGAGGUCUGAAUGGACCCAUUAGCAGUACCCUUUGCCCAGGUCUUCACACUGAGAGUUAGAUUGGUGGCCAUCAGGGCCAAGUAUACCGAGACCUUUCUUUCUGAGGUCUUCGAGGGUGGACAGGAUGGGUAGGGAGGUGUUUGCCUCAGCAACCUCCUGGGGUGAGAACUAUGUCUGCUCUCAUACUUGGACUUUGAAGUGAAAAGACUGGUCUGAGAGGUAUGGGUCUCAGAUACGGCCCAACUCGCCAUUGGAUCCUAUCAUUGCUGGUGGCCAGCAGCUUCAACAAAAGAGGAUAAAACAGGACUUCUUUCACCUUCUCACUGGCUGUGGCUCUCCCAAUAAACUGUCUGUGGGAAACUGG
This is a messenger RNA of Mus musculus (house mouse), 3358 nucleotides long. It is a transcript of the gene Dcaf11, whose product is annotated as DDB1 and CUL4 associated factor 11. The record is from RefSeq and is a predicted model, not a curated record. Bases 1651 to 2664 code for a protein of 337 amino acids. Gene Ontology annotation, biological process: protein ubiquitination. The transcript is spliced from 15 exons. Lineage: Eukaryota; Metazoa; Chordata; Mammalia; Rodentia; Muridae.